AUGGGAAAUUCAUUAGAUCAUUUAUUUAAAGGAAAAGAAAUUGAAGGAAAAAAAGUUGAAACAAAAUAUGGUCCAGUAAUAGGUAAAAGAAUAAUUAAUGAACAGAAUAAAGAAGUAGAUGCUUUUUUGGGUAUACCUUUUGCUAAACCACCUGUUGGUGAGUUACGAUUUAAGAAACCAAUUCAACCAGAUUGUUGGGAUGAACCACGAAAAUGUUUUAAAUUUGCUCCUAGAAGUAUACAAAAAGAUAUGUUUUUUUGGCAAAAGUAUAGUUUAAUGGAAACGAAUGAAGAUUGUUUGUAUCUUAAUGUUUUUGCACCUGUAGAAUGUUCAUUAUCAAAAUUUCCAAAAGGUUAUCCUGUAAUGGUAUUUAUUCAUGGUGGUGGUUUUUUUCAGAAAAAAAUUACAGGUGAUGAAAUUUGCCCCGGUAAUAAUGGACUUUGGGAUAUGACAUUAGCAUUAAAAUGGAUUCAAGGUAAUAUCUCAUUUUUUGGUGGUGAUAAAGAUAAUGUUACAAUUUUUGGACAAAGUGCCGGAGGAUGUGCUGUUGAAUUAUUAGCAUUAUCACCACAUUCCCAAAAUUUAUUUCAUAAAAUAAUUCCAAUGGGAGGAAAUUCACAAUCAAAACACGGUAUCUUUACCAGAGAUAGUGAACAAUUAUUAAAUGAAUUAAGAAAUUUGCAAGCUAAUAAAUUUGGUACAAGUUUACAAUUAGCAACUAAUGAUGUGUCAUCAUUAGCAAAACCAACAACUGAAAUUGGUCCUCGUAUUGAUGGUGAUUUUCUUCCUGAAUCUUUAGAAAUAUUACACAAAAAAUGUAAUCAUAAACCAAAAAUGAUUGGUGUUUGUGAAGCUGAAGGUUUAAUAUUCCAAUUAUUUAUGAAAACACAUAAUGUUGGUAAAUUAGAGGAUGUUAUUGCAAAUAUAAUUACUGAAACAGACUUUCCAAAUUUUAAAGAAUUACGAUCACAAGCUUUAAAAUUAUACAUGUCAGAGGAUUGUAGUAAUAAAUCAAAAGGAGAAUUUAAUAGACAAGUGGGAAAAUUUUUUUCUGACUUAUUUGUAGGAGUAGGAACAAAAGCAAGUGUUUUAAAUAGCAUAAAAAAUGGUGUUGAACCAUAUGUAUAUAUAUUUGAACACUAUAAUCCUAAACAAUUUGGUAUUUUAAAUUUAAAAUUACCAUAUAAAGCUGCAACACAUUGUUGGGAUAUUUCAUAUGUUGUUAAAGUUGGUAUUGUAGUAAAUUGGGAAUUUUCAAAAGAAGAUUUAAUUAUUGUUGAUUAUAUGACAACAUUUUGGACUAAUUUUGCAAAGUAUGGAAAUCCUAAUGGACUUAGUGAGUCUGAAAAUGUACCAGUAAAAUGGGAACCAGCAACAAAAAAUAAUCCUAAUAGAUGUUUAAGAAUAAAAUUAAAUCCAGAAAUGUCUGAAACAUUCUUUGACAACACUCCAGAUUUUUGGCUUGAAUUAGAAAAACACAAAAACCCUUUGAGAUAA
Molecule: messenger RNA, 1497 nt
Organism: Strongyloides ratti
Lineage: Eukaryota; Metazoa; Nematoda; Chromadorea; Rhabditida; Strongyloididae
Product: Carboxylesterase, type B domain-containing protein
Exons: 5
Coding region: 1-1497 (498 amino acids)
Source: RefSeq, a predicted model, not a curated record